UUGUGUUCUCUUGAAAGCAUUAAUUAGUACACAAUAUAUUUAAUGGGUGCUCUUCUUUUAUUUAUGUUUGUUUUUGCUAAUCAGGUGAUUGGUGGAUUCAAUACAAAGCUACCACCUCCUACCUAUGGAAAUGCAAUAACCAUUCUCAACAUUGAUGGAGGUGGUAUUAAGGGAAUUCUUCCUACUGUUCUUCUUCGGAACUUGGAAAAAGCUCUUCAGAAUGUGUCAAAUGAUGAAACGGCAGCACUUGCAGAUUAUUUUGAUGUGAUAACAGGGACUAGCACUGGAGGACUCAUUGCUGCUAUGCUCACUACUCCUCACCCAAAUGACCCUUCUCGUCCUCUACUUUCUCCUGAACAAAUCAAACAAUUCUACUUGGAUUUUGGUCCUUCUAUAUUCAACCAAACUGCUGCUAGAAAGUGGAGUCCAAUAAUAAGCCAUUUUCCAAAGUAUGACGGGAAGUUCUUACAUGAAAAAGCACGCGAGAUAUUGCAAGAGACACGUUUGAGUGACACAUUGACCAAUGUUGUAAUCCCUGCCUUCGACAUCUUGCAAGUUCACCCAGUUAUAUUCUCAAGCUUUAAGGUGAAGAAAGUUCCUAGCUUAAAUGCAAAACUGUCGGAUAUAGCCAUUGGGACUUCAGCUGCACCAACUCUUCUACCAGCCUAUAACUUUACGAAUGGUGAUAAUGAAUUCAAUUUAAUUGAUGGUGCUCUGGCUGCAAGUAGUCCUGCCUUUCUUGCAGUGAAUGAAGUGAUGCAAGAAUUGGAGGAGAAAAAUUAUGAUUUCAUACCUGUGAAUCCAAACGAACCUACCAAAUUCGUGUUGUUGUCAUUAGGAUGUGGAAGAACAGGGACUCCAGGGCAUAAUACUUCAGUUGUAAAUCAGUACACAGCAACGAAAUGGGCACCCUUUCUACUUUCAGGUCUUCUUGAAGCUGCUCGAGACAUAGUUGAAUAUAACCUUGAAUCAAUCUUUCCAAGUCUUCAAUCGUCCGAGAAUUACUACCUUCGAAUUGAGGAGUAUAGCUUGGAUCAAACCCUUACUGCUGAUAAUGCUACCAUAGAAAACAUGGAAAAACUUAUAAAGGCAGGAGAGGACUUGUUGGAACAACGAGUUAAGAUUCUGAAUGUAACUUCUUUCACCCAUCACGAAAAACCAAGUGAGCUGGAUACAAACGCCGAGGCUCUACAAGGGUUGGCUGAGAUUCUAUACAAAGAGCAGCAGCUGCGUUUGAAAACCAAAUCAAUAAUGGAAAAGAGGGGACGACCAUUUGUUGAUGCUAUUACAUCCCCUCUACGUAUGUUUGGAAUGGAAUAAAUGACAAGUGCAUAUAUGUGCAUGCAUUUAUAAUAUAUAUUAAGUACGUACGUAGGCUUGUACUAUGUUGCAAGUUCUCUGUGCAUGGUUUGAAAUAAAUAAAUCAAUGGAUAUGUGUCUUUCAUGAUGAGUGUUUCUACUUUGUUGUUUUCCUUUUCAAAUGUAUUUGGUCUUGUACUAUGUUGUUUUACUAAAAUAAGGGUAAGGAUUUGACUGUACUUUGUAUUCCUUGUAUUACAUCUGCUUAUGAAAAAGAAUUUGGUCCUUUCCUUUA
Messenger RNA from Medicago truncatula (barrel medic), 1594 nucleotides. Its product is annotated as patatin-like protein 2. The record is from RefSeq and is a predicted model, not a curated record. Gene Ontology annotation, biological process: lipid metabolic process. Gene Ontology annotation, molecular function: monoacylglycerol lipase activity; glycerophospholipase activity. The coding region runs from base 43 to 1320 and encodes 425 amino acids. The transcript is spliced from 7 exons. Lineage: Eukaryota; Viridiplantae; Streptophyta; Magnoliopsida; Fabales; Fabaceae.